Catharus ustulatus (Swainson's thrush) is the source of this 6185-nucleotide messenger RNA. It is a transcript of the gene CEP164, whose product is annotated as centrosomal protein 164. The transcript is spliced from 32 exons. The record is from RefSeq and is a predicted model, not a curated record. Gene Ontology annotation, molecular function: protein binding. NCBI's taxonomy places the organism in Eukaryota, Metazoa, Chordata, Aves, Passeriformes, Turdidae. Bases 90 to 4415 code for a protein of 1441 amino acids.
CCGCGCGGUUCCGGCCUCCCGCCCCACGCGGGGUCCGCCGGAUCCUGGAUGUGCGUGGGUCGCGUGGGUGCUGUCGUGGUGUGGGAUCCAUGGCAGGACCCCUGUGCAUCGGGGACCAGCUCAUUCUGGAAGAAGAGUACAAUGAAUCCUACAUUCCUAAGGAGGAAGAAAUCCGGGCUUAUGCACCAACAAUUGGGAUUGACCCCGACAAGGAGCCGGAGCUGCUGUGGCUGGCCGGGGAGUGCCUGGUGACCCCCUUGCCCCCAGAGUGGAAGGCCUGCCAAUCUAUCACGGGUGGGGACAUCUAUUUCUUCAACUUUGAAAAUGGCCAGUCCACGUGGGAGCACCCCUGUGAUGAGCACUACAGGCAGCUGGUCAUCCGGGAGAGGGAGAAGCUGCUGGCACGGGGCAGCUUGAAGAAGGAAAAAAAGGAGAAGAAGGAAAAGAAGGAGAAAAAGGAGAAGAAGGAAAAGAAGGAGAAGAAAGAGAAGAAGAAGGACAAGAAGGAGAAGCAGUUCCUGAAGCAACUCCCUCCCCCAGGCUCGCAACUGGCUCCUCUCCAGCCUCCCCUGGGCCCCCUCUCUCCUCUCCGUGGCCUCACCCCGUCUUCAUCCCUGCCCCUUCGUGGCUCCCUGAACCCGGACCGGGGCAGUGUGCUGGAGUCCAGCCUCGUCCCCAAGGAAGGAACUCUGCCUGCAGAGAUCUCAAGGCCCCCCAGCCGCAAGAACCUGCUGGGUUUGAUCUGUGAAGAGAAAAGUUCCUUGAACGUGGCAAUGCCAGAGAAAUGGAAAAGUGAAGAGGAAGAAAGUGAAAAUGAGAGUUUCCAUGGGACUUCAAGACUGUUAAAAAACGUGUACCUGGAUGUUGAAGCCCUAGCAGGCAGCUUUGACUUAGAGGAGAACAGCAGGGAGGAGCAGGAGGAGCGUGGCAGCCCUUGUGCUGCUGCUGCUGCUGCUGAAGCUGCUCCCCUGUCCCAUGGGAGCCCUGAGGAGGAAACUGCCAGCCUGGGAGAGAAGGAGUCUUUAAAAUCAAGACAUCCUGAAGAAGUGCCAGAGUCUUCCUUGGAUUCUGGUGCUGCGUGUCCUCCGUCCCCAGUUCAGAUCCUCCCCGGAGAUGCUGACAGCAGCCUGGAGCAGGAACUUGCUGGGGAUGAAGUAGUGGACAAAGAAGAUGCUGAGGUGGAAGGAGAUGCCUCUGCAGCUGAGGAGCUGCCUCAGUCUGAGGGGGGAAGGAGCACAGCAGGGCUGGACGUGCCUGGCUCUCCUGGGCAGCCCCGAGCCUCCUCUCCGGCUGCAGAGGGGGAUCUGCCGGCCAGCCUGGCUGCCACUGCUGACACUGUGUCCUGUGGAGAAAAGGGGCUGGAUGAAGAGAGGGAAGAAGCAGCAGCUGAUUCGAAAUCAGAGGAUGAUGGCAAACUUUCAAAGGCCAGUGGCUGUGAGCAGGACUUGCCUGUCUCCAAGUGCUCUGAGCAGGAGGUGGUUCAGCCCGUGGACUUGGAGUUGAAGAGCCAGCUGUCUGAGGAGGUUCUGGAUGUGGGGACUGUGUCUCCUGAUUUGGCCAGCCCUGAGUGCAAGGCCCAGGAGCUGGGAGAAGAGGAAAAAGAGCAAAGCAAAGCCAGUGUAGAGGAAGAGCAAAGGGAAGGAGGAGAAGCUGCUGAGAGUGAGAGGGAUCUCAGUGCUUGUGAGACACCAGUGGAGCGUUUUGGGUUAGGAAAUCCCGCUGGGGCGGAGGCUGCGGAGCUGGAGGAGGGAGCCCUGGAUAGCCUGGUGGAUCCUGAGGAGCUGCCUGCCUCACAGGACGUGCAACCUGAGAAGGAAAUCGAGCAGUCCUUGAACCAGUCUAAGGAUGAAUCCCUGGAGGAAAGAGUCAAGGAGGUGGAGACAGAGCUGGAGCAAGAGGAAAUACAUUUAUUUCAAGCAGAGGAGGAGAAAAUUCAGCAAUUCCAGGAGGAGAUGAGGGAGGAGGAAGCUGAAAAGCUUAAUCAGCAAAAAGAAAAACCCCUCAGUCCUCCAGAAGAAGACUUGGCAAAAUCUGAGCAGGAAGAGGAAGAGUUGCUUGUCCAAGAGGAAAAAGCCAAGAGACUCGAAAAGCUUCGAGCCCAAAUCGCCUCAGAGAUCGAGGCAGAGGAGGAGAGGAUGAGGGCAGAGCAGGAGGCCAGGCUGCAGAAGCUGAGGGAGGAGUGGGAAUCCCAGCAGCUGGUGGAGAAGGAGAGCCUGGAGAGGAAGCAGCAGCUUGCCUUGGAGGAAAUGAAGCUGGCAGCAGAGGAAGCCCGGCAGAAGGAGAUGAGCCAGCUGGAGGAAGAGAAGGAGCAGUUCCUGAGCGAGCUCAGGGAGAGGCUGGACAGGGAGAAGAAGAAGGCAGCAGAGGAGCUGGAAGAACAGUUUGCCAGUGAACUCCAGCAGCUGAAGUCUGCAGCAGAAGAGAAGCACCAUGAGGUCAUUUCCAGCCUGCAAGCCCAGCUGGCAGAGGCACAGAGCAGCCAGGAGGCCCAGCUGCGUGAGGAGCUGCAGAGAGCAGAUCAGGAGGUGCAGCACAGAGCCCUGAGAGUGAAGGAGUACGAGCGUGAGCUCAGCGAGCUCAUGAGCGACAAACGCCGGGAAGUGGAGAAGGAGCACGAGAGGAGGAUGGAGAGGAUGCGAGAGGAGCACCGGGAGGCGCUGGCGCGGAUCCAGGAGCAGUACCAGGAGGAGGAGCGCAGGCAGAGGUCGGAGCUGCUGGAGGGGCUGCGGGCCGAGGCGGCGCGGCUGCGGCAGCUCCACGACACCGAGGUGAAGGGGCUGCAGGCAGAGCUGGAGGGGAGGCUGAGCGCCCUGCAGCAGAGGCACAGGGAGAAGGAAAGAAAGCUCCAGGAUUCAGAGAAGGAGCUUGAAAUCCGCAUGAAGAGCAUCCAAGCCAGAUCAGAGCAUCUCCUCAGCCAGGAGGAGUCCCUGCAAAGGAGGAGGCAGCUGCUGCAGGAUGAGGAGGAGCAGAUGAGGCUGGAAAGGAAUGAAGCUGCUCUAGCCUCCCAGCUGCGCCUGGAGGAGAGCAGGAAGGAGCAUUCCAGCCUCCUGGAGUCUGUUGGGCAGCUGAGGAAGACUCUGGAGGAGCUGCAGGACCAGAAGGCUGAGCUGGAGGCCCAGGUGGAUUUGCUGCAGAGCCGGAGCCAGAGGCUGCAGAAACGCAUUGGAGAGCUGGAGGAAGCAAUCAGGAGCAAGCAGGAGGCUCUGAAAGAACUGGAGGCAGAAGAAAGUGUGGAAUCUCCAAGAAAGAAAGCUGAGCUCCGUGUUGAAGACCUGAGAGAAACUCCUCAAGCUCACACGUCCAGAGAUCCUUCCCCAGCCUCCCAGAGCCCCGAGGGCAGCGAGCUGCAGUUUGAUCGGGUGUGGAACUACAUCUCAGCCGAGGGGCAGUCUCUGAGGAGCGCCAAGGAGUUCCUGCAGCGCCAGAGCCGCUCCCUGCGCCAGCGGCGCUCGGCGCUCAGGGCUGCCAGCCUGCAGUGGCACCAGGACCUGCGCAGGGCCCAGGAGGCUGUGCAGGAUCCCCACAGCUCCCAGCUGCUGCAGGGAGUGCAGAGGAGCCUGGAGGAGGAGGCAAAGGAGUUGGACAAGAUGAAGCUGGCCAUGCAGAAAGGACAUGUGCUGCUGAAGAAGAAGGAGGAGAAGCUCAGCCAGCUGGAGUCCUCACUGCUGGAAGAGCUCUCAGAUGAGGAUACCCUGAAGAGCUCUGCAUGCAAGAAGAUGGUGACUUUUGAUCUGAGCAGCUCUGAGGACACAAACAGCACGUCCAGUGUGAAUCUGGGCCAGGCUAGAUUUGACUUGAGGACAGAUUUGUGGCCUGCCCUCCAGCAGGACAAGAUCCAGCAGCUGCGGGACUCUGUGCAGAGCAUCACCAGCGACCUGAACGCAGUGCUGGGGCUCCUGGACUCCCUGAGCCAUCACCAGCUUCCUCUGAUCACCUCCACACCCCACCAGGGCAUGCCCCUUCCCACACACCCCUCCCUGGGAGCCCUGCAGGGGGGCAGCUCCCUGGGGAACCCCCCCAGGGCAUCCCCCCUGGACCAGUGGGCUCGCAGCAGCCGGCUCAGCUCCGGUUAUUCCAUCUCAGGGCACUCAGUGGACAGCAUGCUGGCAGAGAAAUGGCACAGGUAUUUCCCAGGUGGGUUCUCCUCGCUCAGUGGGAAUCCUGUGCCUCUGGACAGCAAGCUGGGAUAUGUCCCUGCAGAUGAACAAAUCCGGCUCUUCCAGUACUCCAAGGUCAGUGAGCCAGAGAAAAGGAAUAUUGAGGGCAUGAUUGAGAGCAACAAGAAAUGGCUGAAAGACUUCAAGGAUUCCAAAGUACCUCUCUCCCCACGGCCACAGAAGCCCCCAGGCAGCAGCCCCAGCCUCCUGCAGCUGGGGCUGGAUGAGAACAGAGAGAUCAAGGUGUACCACUACUGAAAGGUGGGGUUUUUCUCUGCAGGGAUGGUGAGGGGGGCUGUGCAGUGUCCCCACGAGGGGCUGGGUUUUGGUGAUGCCCACCCAGGCACCUCCACUGUGUGCAUGUGCCACGUCCUUGACACUGGGUGUUUUUGCAAGAGAGUGGAGGAAAGAGGAAGAGAACUUCCCAGGCGGAUUCUUCUAAUCCUGUAAUGUGUCUAAAUAUACUUUAUAGACUGUUUAAUCCAGCGGUGACACAUCAGGGCUUCAAUAAAUCAACACUGCCCUCAUUAGUAUUCCAGCAGUGGCGAGCAGAGCUGUGAAUCACGGAGGACUUUGAGUAACUGGUCAAGGGGGAGGAUGUGAGUCCAGCUGAGGCUGUGCUGGAGGAAAUGUGUCAGGAAAUGAGCCUGCCCUGGUGCCCAACAAAUGCUUGGUGGCAGGUGGGACAUGUCAGGUGGCCUCUGGCACUGGGAGCAGUGGAAUGGCUGGGGAUAAAAUCAGGGAAUGGCACGUUCUGGCUCUUGGGAAUGUUCUGCUUGUUUGGGGUGGAAGCAAUAGGAACUGAGCCAAGAGUGGCAGAUCUGGAUGAGCCCUCCCUGCUCCUCUCAGAGCAGCUGCUGCAGUGCUGUCCCCCUGUCAGGGAGGGCACAGGGAGGCUGAGGAGCUCCUGUGAGUGCUGAGACAGCCCCACCUGGUCCUUCCAUGCCCUGGGGACAGGGAUCCAGAGCCUGGCUCCCGCUGGGAUCUCUUUCCAUGCCCCUGCCAUAAAUCCUGGUCUUGCUGCUCCUGCAGGGAUCCUGGGAGAGCAGGGCUGUGGGAGGACUGGAGGGUGGCUGAGGAGCUGGGAUGAGCAGCUCCUGGAGCUCAGCUGUGACAGUGGCUCGUGGCUGUGCGCUCCAGGUGCUGCGGUGUUCCUCUGGAAAGGCCAAAUCCAGAGGGUAUCCCAGCCCGCUGGGAUGCCUGGAAUUGGGAGGGGUUUCACUGCACCCAGCAGGGAGGAGUCAGGCUUUCAUGGAACGUGGUGUUUGGUUGUCUUUGUCAGUAUUUCCUCCGAGCUGACUCUAAAUAUUUUAUGCUUUAAAAAGCCGCCGCGCCGCUCGCCGUUGUGGCUGACGAGGACGCUGCUCUUCAAGGGAUCCCAUCUGUGAGAAACCAUCUUCAAAGCCAUUCUCCUGAGACAGCUGCUGGGGGCAGGCUGUGAAGCUGCUGCCCCACACCCCCGUGCUGUGUGAGCCCCUGGGGUGGGCAGUGGAGGGAGGCAGAGCCCCCUGCUCUGCUCCCUGGUGCUGUGUGCUGGCACACGCUGUGAGCCUGGCACGGGGAUGUUUACAACCAAACAGAAAUAUAUUUUUUGAUGAACAUCAUUUUAAAGCUCUUAAGAAUGUAUGUAUUUUAUUUUUUUCUCGCUGUUUCUCGAGGAUUUUUGUAAUUACUCAACCAGCCUUAUUCCUUCCUAGGAAAGGAGGGAUCAAAACACGGGUAUCCCAUCUGCUGUUGGAUUGCACAAACCCCUUCCUGUAGGGAUUUUGCUUUUAGUUUAUUGGAUACUCAGAGGACACAACAGUCAGGGGUUUCAGAAGGGACCCCACAGUUGUGGUUGCUGUGGCCAAAGCCAUAUCACCGAGUCCAUUCUGUGUUUUGGGAGAAGCAUGCAUUACUAGUGCAGGGAAAUGCCAAUUUUUUUAACAAUAACUUGGUUUGAAGCCUGCUCCUUUUUUCCUGUUAAAACCUGGGGUAGCAGCUGUAUCUGGCUUUGUAUAAAUUAAAUCAACAUGAGCCUGUUUUGUA